AUGCAUAAAAUGGCGAAAUCACGAGCAGCUUCCUCUUGCCUCCUCUUCUGUCUCCUUGUCCUGUUUUUGAGUUCCGUUUCAGCAGUCACAGAUGAUCAUAGACAGAUGUAUAUCGUCUACAUGGGUUCACUUCCCUCUCGAGCGGAGUAUACACCAAUGUCUGAUCACUUGAGUAUUCUUCAAGAGGUCACUGGAGAAAGUUCGAUCGAGGGUCGUAUGGUGAGAAGCUACAAGAGGAGUUUCAACGGUUUUGCUGCUCGACUCACUGCAUCAGAACGAGAACGAAUAGCGAAAAUGGAAGGAGUUGUAUCUGUGUUCCCGAAUAAGAAGUUACAACUCCAAACGACUGUGUCUUGGGACUUCAUGGGUUUAAAGGAAGGCAAGGGGACGAAGAGGAACCCGACCGUGGAAAGUGAUACCAUUAUCGGAGUCAUAGACAGUGGGAUCACGCCGGAAUCUCAGAGCUUCUCCGACGUAGGCUUUGGUCCUCCUCCAAAGAAAUGGAAAGGUGUUUGUUCUGGUGGCGAAAACUUCACCUGUAACAAUAAGUUGAUUGGUGCAAGAGACUACACAAGCGAAGGUGCUAGGGACACUAAAGGGCAUGGUACACACACGGCGUCCACUGCGGCUGGAAACGCAGUCGCGGACAGAAGCUUCUUUGGACUCGGCAAUGGAACCGUAAGAGGAGGCGUUCCGGCUUCUAGAAUCGCCGCUUACAAAGUCUGCACCGAGGAAGGGUGUUCCUCGCAAGCUCUCUUGUCUGCGUUCGAUGACGCUAUCGCUGAUGGUGUGGACCUCAUCACCAUCUCUAUUGGGGAUAAAACGGCUCCCAUGUUCGAAACUGAUCCCAUCGCGAUCGGUGCUUUCCACGCUAUGAUGAAAGGGAUUCUCACUGUUGUUGCUGCUGGUAACAACGGUCCGAAAGAUAGAACAGUCUCCUCUGUAGCGCCGUGGCUUUUAACCGUCGCAGCCAGUACCACGAACCGUGGAUUUGUCACCAAAGUUGUUCUCGGAAACGGCAAGACACUUGUCGGGAAAACAGUGAAUGCUUUCGACAUGAAAGGAAAGAAGUACCCAUUGGUGUACGGAAAAUCUGCUACUUCGUCUGCUUGCGACGCAGAAACCGCAGAGCUUUGUCAGCCAGAUUGUCUAGAAGAAUCACUUGUGAAGGGAAAGAUCUUAGUGUGUGGUAGUCCGGGUGGUUUGAAAAUAGUUAAAUCAGUUGGAGCAAUUGCAAUCAUUUACAAAUCCCCUAAGCCAGACGUGGCCUUCGUUCACCCUUUACCUGCUUCUGGUUUACAAGAAAAAGACUUUGAAUCUCUCGUCUCUUACAUUGAGUCCUCAGAUUCUCCACAAGCGGCUGUUCUAAAAACUGAAACAAUCUUCAAUCGAACAUCUCCUCUUAUUGGUUCCUUCUCUUCUCGAGGUCCAAACACCAUCGUUGCUGACAUUCUCAAGCCGGAUAUAACAGCACCGGGAGUGGAGAUCCUCGCUGCAUAUUCACCUGAAGGUGAACCGUCUCAAAAUGACACUAGACAUGUGAAGUACUCUGUUCUCUCUGGAACUUCCAUGUCUUGUCCGCACGUUGCAGGUGUCGCUGCGUAUGUCAAAACUUUUUACCCUAAAUGGUCUCCUUCCAUGAUUCAAUCUGCCAUCAUGACAACCGCUUGGCCGGUAAAUGCUACUGGAACUGGCAUUGCAUCUACUGAGUUUUCAUAUGGAGCUGGACAUGUCAACCCAAUAGCCGCUUUAAAUCCCGGACUCGUCUAUGAACUGGACAAAGCAGACCACAUCGCCUUUCUUUGCGGCUUGAACUACACUUCAAAUAUCCUUAAAAUCAUCUCCGGUGAAAGUGUCGCUUGUUCCGAAGAAAAAGAAAUCUUACCAAGAAACCUCAACUACCCUUCAAUGACGGCUCAAUUGUCAGGAUCUAACAAUUCCUUCACCGUAACUUUCAACAGAACCGUCACCAAUGUUGGUACACCAAACUCUAAAUACAUAUCAAAGGUAGCGGCGGGUCACGGAUCUAAGCUCAGCGUCAAGGUCACGCCUAGUGUUUUGUCUUUUAAGACGGUCAACGAGAAGCAGUCGUUCAAGGUAACUGUUACAGGCAGCGAUCUCGACUCUGAACUGCCUUCGUCUGCGAAUCUAAUCUGGUCUGAUGGGACUCAUAACGUCAGAAGUCCCAUUGUUGUUUACACUGAUGUGCUCUAUGAUGUCUUGGCUUGGUAUAAAAUGGCGAAUCCACCAGCUUUCUUUUGCCUCUUGCCCUGUCUCAUUGUCUUGCUUUUAUGCUCAGUCUCAGCAGUCAGAGAUGAUAAUCAAGACCAACAGGUGUAUGUCGUCUACAUGGGUGCACUGCCGUCUAGCGAGGUCUACACACCAAUGUCCGAUCACAUGAACAUUCUUCAAGGAAUCACCGGAGAGAGUUCCAACGAAGGUCGUUUGCUCCAAACGACGAACUCUUGGGACUUCAUGGGGUUAAAGGGAGGAAAUAAGACGAAUCGGAACCUGGCCAUGGAGAGUGAUACUAUCAUCGGAGUCAUCGACAGUGGGAUCACGCCGGAAUCCAAAAGCUUUUCCGAUAAAGGCUUUGGUCCUCCUCCAAAGAAAUGGAAAGGUCUUUGCUCCGGCGGCAAGAACUUCACCUGCAACAACAAGUUGAUUGGUGCAAGGGACUACACAGGCGAAGGAUCUAGGGACUCUACUGGCCAUGGUACACAUACAGCGUCCACGGUGGCUGGAAACGCUGUCGCGGAUACAAGCUUUUAUGGACUUGGCAAUGGAACCGUGAUAGGUGGAGUUCCGGCCUCAAGAAUUGUCACUUACAAAGUUUGCACUUUGUUAGGGUGUAGCUCCGAUUCGAUUUUGGCUGCGUUUGAUGAUGCGAUUGCGGAUGGUGUUGACAUGAUCAGCAUCUCCGUGGGAAUAGGAUACGCCUCUCCUUUUGAAGAAGACCCGAUCGCUAUCGGGGCUUUUCACGCUACGGCCAAAGGGAUACUCACUGUGCAAUCAGCCGGUAAUAGCGGUCCGGAAGCGCAAACGCUAGAGAGCGUAGCUCCAUGGAUCUUGACGGUUGCCGCCAGCAACACCAACCGUGCAUUUCUCACCAAAAUUGUUCUGGGUGACGGCAAAACACUUGUCGGAAGAUCAGUGAAUACGUUUGAUUUGAAUGGAAAAAAGUAUCCUCUAGUAUACGGAAAAUCUGCUGCCAAUUCGUCUGCUUGCAGCGUGGAAUCGGCAGAGCGAUGUGAAGAAGGGUGUCUUCAAGAAUCCCUCGUGAAAGGAAAAGUGGUGGUGUGCAAUUCCGCGGAUUCACACGAAGCUCUAGUAAAUGGAGCUGUUGCAGGAAUUUCUAUUAACCUAAUUACACAAGACACUGCCCUCGUCACCUCUUUGCCUCUCUCUACUUUAUCACAAGAAGUCUUUAACUCUCUCCUUUCUUACAUUAAGUCCGAAAGUUCUCCGGUAGCUACUAUACUAAGAACUGAGGCAAUCUUUAGUCAGACAUCUCCGGUGGUCGCUUCCUUCUCUGCUCGCGGUCCAAACAUUAUCGCAACUGAUAUUCUCAAGCCGGAUGUAACAGCAGCAGGAGUUGAGAUCCUUGCUUCAUUUUCACCUGAGGCUUCACCGUCCUCAAGUGUGUUUGACACAAGACGUGUCAAGUACUCUGUUCUCUCCGGAACUUCAAUGGCUUGUCCACACGUUACAGGCGUGGCCACGUAUAUCAAGACUUUUCAUCCUAAAUGGUCUCCUUCCAUGAUCAAAUCUGCCAUUAUGACAACCGCUUGGCCGAUGAAUGCUUCUAAAACUGGAUUUGCAUCAACCGAAUUUGCUUAUGGAGCUGGCCAUGUCGACCCGAUAUCUGCAACUAAUCCUGGACUCGUAUAUGACUCGACUACAGCAGACUACAUUGACUUCCUCUGCGGCAUGAAUUACAAUGCAACUACCGUGAAACUCAUAUCCGGCGAAGCCGUCACUUGCGCUGGAAAGACCUUACCUAUGAACCUUAACUAUCCUUCAAUGUCGGCAAAAAUUUCGGGUUCUAAAAGCUUCUUUAACGUGAUUUUUCGCAGAACCGUCACCAACGUGGGUACCCCAAACUCUACAUACAAAUCAAAAGUCGUCUUGAAUCAGGGAUCUAAUCUCAAGGCCAAGACGGUCAACGAGAAGCAAUCGUUCAAGGUAACUGUUACAGGCAGCGAUCUCGACUCUGAACUGCCUUCGUCUGCGAAUCUAAUCUGGUCUGAUGGGACUCAUAACGUCAGAAGUCCCAUUGUUGUUUACACUGAUGGUUACUAAUGAGGCACAUCUUCAGUUCACCAUCGUCAUCAUCAUAAAUAAGUCUUUGUUGUAUUUUGUUUUUAUGUUUCUUUAUUCCAUGCUUUAGUUUUCUUAUGCUCUAUGAUGUCUUGUCUUGGCUUGGUAUGUAUGUUGAUGUAUUAAGGACAUGCAAAUGAGAUAAUCCAGAUAUAUUAAUUGUGUUCUUUUCUUUA
Thlaspi arvense is the source of this 4496-nucleotide messenger RNA. Lineage: Eukaryota; Viridiplantae; Streptophyta; Magnoliopsida; Brassicales; Brassicaceae. The record is from the annotation of a GenBank genome assembly.